This is a messenger RNA of Impatiens glandulifera, 1624 nucleotides long. Its product is annotated as serine/threonine-protein kinase SRK2A. Lineage: Eukaryota; Viridiplantae; Streptophyta; Magnoliopsida; Ericales; Balsaminaceae. Gene Ontology annotation, molecular function: protein serine/threonine kinase activity; ATP binding. The transcript has 10 exons. The record is from RefSeq and is a predicted model, not a curated record. Bases 318 to 1430 code for a protein of 370 amino acids. Gene Ontology annotation, biological process: protein phosphorylation; intracellular signal transduction.
UGAUCACAUGUUCUCUCUUUACAUUAUGUACUAUGUAUGUAUAUAUUCGAAUUCAAGCGUGUGUAUAGAUGGCAACUGUGAUGAUUGAGUUUCGCUUUAUCUCUCUAUCCAGAAGCUACGAAUCUACUCUCCCACGCUACAUUUCCAAGUGAAACAAGGUUGAUCUCAAGAAUUCUGACAAGAUUUGGAUCACUCUGUCGAAUUAGGGUUUGUUACUGUCUGAAUGUUUCAUAAGUUGUGACUAGUCCGACCUCCGGAGCUCGGUGUAUGAAUUCAUAGACUCAAUUCGUUGAUAUUUGGAGAUUCGAGUGGAUAAGAUGGAUAAGUACGAGCUUGUUAAGGAUAUAGGAUCGGGGAAUUUCGGUGUCGCGAGACUGAUGAGGAACAAGGAAACUAAAGAGCUUGUGGCGAUGAAAUACAUCGAAAGAGGAUCUAAAAUUGAUGAGAAUGUUGCUAGGGAGAUCAUAAAUCACAGAUCACUUCGACACCCUAACAUUAUCCGAUUCAAAGAGGUUGUUCUGACUCCAACUCAUCUUGCUAUUGUCAUGGAAUAUGCUGCUGGUGGCGAGCUCUUUGAACGUAUCUGCAAUGCAGGGCGCUUCAGUGAAGACGAGGCUAGGUACUUUUUCCAGCAGCUAAUUUCAGGAGUCAGCUAUUGUCAUACACUGCAAAUAUGUCACAGAGAUUUAAAGCUAGAGAAUACCCUUCUAGAUGGAAGCCCUGCUCCUCGUCUUAAAAUUUGCGACUUUGGUUACUCCAAGUCAUCUCUACUGCAUUCAAGACCUAAGUCUACUGUUGGCACUCCGGCAUAUAUUGCCCCAGAAGUUCUAUCGCGGAGGGAAUAUGAUGGAAAGUUGUCUGAUGUCUGGUCCUGUGGGGUGACUCUCUAUGUUAUGCUUGUUGGGGCAUACCCUUUUGAAGAUCAAGAAGACCCAAGAAAUUUCAGGAAAACAAUUCAACGCAUAAUGGCUAUUCAAUACAAGAUUCCAGAUUAUGUACACAUCUCCCAAGAUUGUAGGCAACUCCUUUCUCGGAUAUUUGUUGCCAAUCCAUUGCGGAGGACAACUAUCAAGGAAAUCAAGAGCCAUCCCUGGUUUUUGAAGAACCUACCAAGAGAGUUAACCGAAGCAACUCAGGCAACGUAUUAUAGAAGAGAAAACCCAACAUUUUCCCUCCAAAGCGUCGAAGAUAUCAUGAAAAUAGUGGAUGAAGCCAAAACUCCACCGCCAACCUCACGCUCAAUAGGAGCUUUUGGUUGGGGAGGCCGCGAUGAAGAUGAUGAGAAGGAAGAAGAUGCAGAAGAAGAGGAUGAAUAUGAAGAAGAAGAAGAUGACGACGAAGAGGAUGAGUAUGAUAAGAGGGUUAAGGAGGCUCACGCAAGUGGGGAUGUUCGUCCUACUCCAACCCCUACCCCUACCCGAGAGCUUUAAAUUUAAAUUUACUCGGGGAGUAUAAAAAAGUAAGUUAAUAAAUAGAAUUUUCCAUGUUCAUUAUGUGCUUAUUGAAGUAUUUGGUCAUAACAUAUAACAAAAGCUGUCUUCAUUUUGGUUUGGGCUUGAAUAAGAGUGUAAAUUUAUUUUAGAGUUUUGAUGUGGGACUGGGGAUGAAAGAUUAUGUUUUUUUU